Messenger RNA from Medicago truncatula (barrel medic), 1860 nucleotides. Its product is annotated as 1-aminocyclopropane-1-carboxylate synthase. Bases 174 to 1637 code for a protein of 487 amino acids. Gene Ontology annotation, biological process: amino acid metabolic process; biosynthetic process. The transcript is spliced from 4 exons. Lineage: Eukaryota; Viridiplantae; Streptophyta; Magnoliopsida; Fabales; Fabaceae. The record is from RefSeq and is a predicted model, not a curated record. Gene Ontology annotation, molecular function: pyridoxal phosphate binding; transaminase activity.
CAUUCCUACACAUUGCAAUCUCUUCUAACUUAUUCUUACACCUUCAAACAUAAGAAGAAUUCCCACACAAAUUCGCUUCUUCCUCGUACUUUUUUGUUUUUGUUUUUGAAUCUCAUUGAUUUCAUCACAUUUUCUAUUAAAUUAAUUAAUAUUUUAGACUAUAGUAAUUAAUAAUGGGACUUGUGAGCAUGGACCAACCUCAAUUGUUGUCCAAGAUAGCCACUGGUGAUGGACAUGGUGAAACAUCAUCUUACUUUGAUGGAUGGAAAGCUUAUGAUAAAAACCCUUUUCAUCCAACCAAAAAUCCUCAAGGUGUUAUCCAAAUGGGUCUUGCAGAGAAUCAGCUUACUGCUGAUUUGGUUCAAAAUUGGAUAAUGAGUAACCCAGAAGCCUCAAUUUGUACUCUAGAAGGAGUACACAAUUUCAAAGAAAUGGCUAAUUUUCAGGAUUAUCAUGGUCUACCAGAGUUCAGAAAUGCUGUGGCUAAAUUCAUGUCAAGAACAAGAGGAAAUAGAGUGACAUUUGAUCCUGAUCGUAUUGUCAUGAGUGGUGGAGCAACUGGAGCACAUGAGGCCACUGCCUUUUGUUUGGCAGAUCCUGGUGAUGCUUUUUUGGUGCCUACACCUUACUAUCCAGGAUUUGAUCGAGAUUUGAGGUGGAGAACAGGGGUUAAACUUGUUCCAGUUAUCUGCGAAAGUGCAAACAAUUUCAAAUUAACAAAACAAGCCUUAGAAGAAGCAUAUGAAAAAGCCACAGAAGAUAACAUCAGAAUUAAAGGUUUACUCAUAACAAAUCCCUCAAAUCCAUUAGGCACAGUUAUGGACAGAAACACAUUAAGAACCGUUGUAAAUUUCAUCAACGAAAAGCGUAUUCACUUAAUAAGCGAUGAAAUUUACGCUGCAACGGUUUUUAGCCACCCAAGUUUCAUAAGCAUAGCUGAAAUAUUAGAACAUGACACAGACAUUGAAUGUGACCGUAACCUCGUUCACAUAGUUUACAGUCUUUCAAAAGACAUGGGAUUCCCUGGUUUUAGAGUUGGUAUAAUAUACUCUUAUAAUGAUACCGUUGUAAAUUGUGCACGAAAAAUGUCAAGUUUUGGAUUAGUUUCAACACAGACACAAUACUUGAUGGCGAAAAUGCUGUCUGAUGACGAGUUCGUUAAAAAGUUUCUUACUGAAAGUGCAAAGAGGUUAGCACAAAGGUACAGAAUUUUCACCAGUGGAUUAACCAAAGUUGGAAUUAAUUGUUUACAAAGUAACGGUGGACUUUUUGUGUGGAUGGAUUUGAGAGGACUUCUUAAGGAAGCUACAUUUGAAUCAGAAUUGGAACUAUGGAGAGUGAUUAUUCACGAAGUUAAGAUUAAUGUUUCACCUGGUGUUUCUUUUCAUUGUUCUGAGCCAGGGUGGUUUAGAGUGUGUUAUGCUAACAUGGAUGAUAGAGAUGUGCAAAUUGCUUUACAAAGGAUUAGGUCAUUUGUGGUUCAGAAUAAUAAGGAGGUUAUGGUGUCUGAGAAGAACACUAAACCUUGUUGGCAUAGUAAUUUGAGGUUAAGCCUUAAAACAAGAAGGUUUGAUGAUAUUGUAAUGUCACCUCAUUCUCCAUUUCCUCAGUCACCUCUUGUUAAAGCCACUACUUGAAUUAUUUAGCAUAUAGAAGAAGUAAUAACUGAUAAUUUUUUUUUUUUUUUUUUUGGUUUGUUGAUUUAUCAGUUUGGGAAACCACAUGUUGUGUUCCUUUAAUGUUGGGGGCAUUUUUUCUUUUUUCACUUACUGAAUCACAUUGGUUUGUGGUGAAAGAAGUUCAUAGAAUUUUUAAGGUCAAUGAUGAAUGAAUUGUUAAUAAACUUCUUCAAUUAUUCUA